CUCAAGGCACCAACCCCAUUGUCUCAGAUUUCUUCUUUAUUCACCUCUUUUCAGUACACUACAAAGACCUAUCCCUAUCCCCAUCCCCUCGCUCACGCAAGUCCGCUCCAAUCUUCUUCUUUCAGCUACACAGAAAGAAAAUCUUGAAGAUUAUCAAAACACUUCAUCAUGUCAUCUCCAUGCACCACUCAAGCGCCCACAGCCCAGGAGAUUGAAACCUUCUUCAUCCGAGUCCUCAGCAAUGGACCGCUGAGUCUCGAAGACAUUACAGACCGCAUAAACGGAUUUGGUCGCGGACAUGAAGACGCCGUCGUAGCCGUCUUUGAGUACAUGGCCGAAGCCGUCCAAGGCAAAGGAGAAGGAGAAGCAACAUACCAACUCCGCCCAGAAUACCGACCAACCACCACCAUCACAAACUCCGAGCGAGAGACCGAAGAAGAAGAACAAGACUUCACACCUACAUUACUCCGGGCACCACCCACCAACAACUCCCGCAACCACGCCACUCCAUCACUGUCGUCAACAUCUUCACCAAGGCGCAAGACACCACCCGCUCACCCGCACCCUCUCCCCAACUAUCCUCCCCCCUCUCCUCUCCACCAACUCAUCUCAGCUCACCAGCAUCAAACCUCCCACCACGACCACGCCCACAAUACACGUCCUCUCCGCUCUCCAGCCCACCGCCGUCCUCACAACUCCGGUCUCCGACACCAGCGCCAGCCGCCAGACCCACGCGGCGCGCGGGACGAAAAGGGAAAGCCACUGCGACUAAGGGGACGACUUCUCGUGUGACCAAGAAGAGCAAGAAGACUAGGGCAGACAAAGGGAAAGGGGGACGAGAGAUGCAAAAGGUACAGUGCAGUGGAGUUACCAAGAAGAAGAAGUGAUCAGGAUACAGACAUUUCAUGUAAUGGCUUUACCUUUUUUUGUAGUUGACAUGAAGAGAAGGGAGAGUAUAGGAAUAUGAAAGGGAGGAUGAGGAGUGUGUGAGAUGAGGUGGAAUACACCAAAUGAGAAGAUUUGGUACAUGUGCCUAGAAAGAGA
This is a messenger RNA of Bipolaris sorokiniana ND90Pr, 1044 nucleotides long. RefSeq lists its product as uncharacterized. Lineage: Eukaryota; Fungi; Ascomycota; Dothideomycetes; Pleosporales; Pleosporaceae. The coding region runs from base 169 to 792 and encodes 207 amino acids. The transcript has a single exon. The record is from RefSeq and is a predicted model, not a curated record.